Messenger RNA from Mizuhopecten yessoensis (Yesso scallop), 1580 nucleotides. RefSeq lists its product as uncharacterized. The transcript has 7 exons. NCBI's taxonomy places the organism in Eukaryota, Metazoa, Mollusca, Bivalvia, Pectinida, Pectinidae. The coding region runs from base 91 to 1176 and encodes 361 amino acids. Gene Ontology annotation, molecular function: catalytic activity. The record is from RefSeq and is a predicted model, not a curated record.
GGGCGGGACUGUCAGGUGCUCUGAAAGAAAAGUGUCUGGUCUCAUAAGAUCACGCACACAUACAUUGAACCCCUAGCAAGAAAUCACACCAUGACGUUAGUGCAGCUGCUGUUUAUGACGUCAAUGUGUAUGACGUCACUAUGGGGCGUGGUCCAGACAGUCAACAUACAAUCCUUUAAUGUCGGCCUCACCGGUUAUAUAGCCAAUUAUAAUACACGAUUAGCACGCGUCAUCCAGACACUGAAAACCAGGGAUUAUGACAUCAUGUGUCUUCAAGAGGUAUGGUACGGAAAUGAUGUUGCUAGGAUACGGAAGAAAUUAAACCGAAAAGUGUUUGCCUAUACACCGCGUUUGUAUCAGAAAACGAUGCUAUGGGGUCUGUUAAAUGCUCCUCCAUGCCACGGUUCAGAUGCAGCACUGUCUGUUGCGUGCAUACUUUCAACAUGUACAUCCCUGGCGAGCGAGCGUGCAGCGCUCGUAAACUGUACUGUUCGAUGUGGAAUUAUGUCACUAAGUCAGACCUGUAUUUCUUGCCUCGUCAAUUCCGCUGCGGAAGGCGGGUUACGCUGUUUUGACUACUUGACGCGAGAGGCGAUGAAUGUCCCGGGAGUGAUGCUCCUGAGUAAGAAGAAGGUGAACUCCGUCAAAACAGUCUACUUUGAACUGAACGUGAAACAGAUUUCAAAAAGAGCAUAUAUUGAGGCAGAGAUUGAAGGUGUGGGAACAGUCUUCUGCAGCCAUUCCACCUCCAAUGUGGCUUCCGAUUUCUAUGAACCUAAUCUACGACAGAAGUACUCAAGUUUUGCAGAACAAAAUCUCGCAAAUUCUCGCCAGCUGACGAAUGCAGCCCUCUCGACGAGCAAACCGCUGAUCAUUGGAGACCUUAAUACUGGUCCCGGUGUGCCAGCCUUCAACGUCACUGCCGACUUCGAGGAUUCCUACAACCAUUUCCUGUCAGAGGGAUUCACAUCGCCUUACGUCACUAUGGUGGGACGUUGUACUUUCUGUGUUCAGAAUCCUCUAGUUUCGGACUGGGAACAAAAUAACCUGAUAGAUCACGUACUAGUACGAAAUCGCACAGUUCUCAGUGCAAAGCGAUUAUAUGUCGAAAAUAUUCCUGGAACAGAUUUUCCGAUGUCGGAUCAUUACGGGGUUGAGGUGGAGGUCGAUAACUGAAUACCAGAACGAGGCUGGUUGUCACGGAGACUUUUGAAAUAUCAACAACUUCCUUCCUUAUAACCUCAAACAAACUCUCCAGAAAAUUUGUUUGUGCAGAAACAGUUUUAAAAUAGUUUUACCUGAUUAAUGUGAUAUUCAACACCUCGCACUUAACUUAACCCUUCCACCUCUGUAGACCAUGAUGAACUUAUCCAGUUCAAUGUAUGGUAACGCUUGUUAAAGCUACAUAGGGAUGAAAGGGUUAAAGGUACUAGACAUGUACAAUCCUGCGUCUUCAUACAAUCUAACUUCAGGGCAUAUUUGUGCAAUCCCUUUACCAAUUCGUUAACAAAAUAAUAUAGUACAUUCUAACACGAUUCGUUUGCAACGCGCGUUUUGAUUGGAUACGGACCAUGUUCUAA